Nicotiana attenuata is the source of this 2974-nucleotide messenger RNA. RefSeq lists its product as uncharacterized. The transcript is spliced from 9 exons. NCBI's taxonomy places the organism in Eukaryota, Viridiplantae, Streptophyta, Magnoliopsida, Solanales, Solanaceae. Gene Ontology annotation, molecular function: DNA binding. The coding region runs from base 712 to 2103 and encodes 463 amino acids. The record is from RefSeq and is a predicted model, not a curated record.
AAAAAGGAAAAAAAAAAAAAAAAAGACCCUCCCCCCGAGGGGUGGGGGGUGGGGGGGAGUGGGGAGGCAUCAUCGCCACUACAGGUGUAAUUGGGAAAUUUGGUGUAUAAUAUAUGUCUACCGAUUACUGAAACCCAUUUUCCCCUUUUUAUUUUAUGCAAAUGAUUUUGGAAACCCUAUAACCCCCAAAACUUCUCUAAACUCACCCAUUUCCCCAGCUCAUCAUCAGUUGGACAACUUCUUUCUUAACUCUGCUGAAUCAGAGGAAGAAGAAAAUAGAAGUAAAUGGGUUUCAUGACUUAGAUUUUGGAAAAGGAAAACAAGAGACAAAAUAUCAUAGAUUGAAAACAUCUUUUAAUCUAAAUAAAGCCGACAUGUUUAGAGAGGAAAGAUGACAGUAUAACAUAGUUUUUAUGAUACUUUAUACAAAAAAAAACAUUGUUUUCUAUGGUAGCUGAGAUUAACUCUCUUGCCUUGGGUUUAGUAAAGUAGUUGAUCAACUUAUGCAUAUUAACAAUCACAGACGGGAUUAAAGAGGAAAAGAUGAGGAUGUGGAGAUUGUAUUAUGGUUGACCUUUUCUCUUAUGGUGUUAAGUAUAGAUGGUUGACAUCUGAUGAAAGCUUGUUGAAGUGAAAAAAGACAAUCUUUACAGAUCGAAAGAAAGAAAGUUUGCUUGGUAAAGAUUAGUGCUCUCAGCUCACAAUUGUGACAUGGCUGCAAAACCUAUUGCUGAUACCAUAUGGCGGGGUAGUUUCAUGAUCUCCCAUCCGAAAGUGAGUUUGAAUCUUACGGCCCAUCUAUCAAGUAAAGCAUGCGCAAAAGUGUGGCUGGAAGCUAAAGAGAUGGCGGAGGUUCUGUGUUUUGAAUUGCUUCCCAGGCUGGAUGUCUGGCCUAAGAGUUUUAAAAGUUCUAAACUGAUUGAUGAUAAUAUUGCCAUUUAUUUCUUUUCAGUUAAAGGCAGAGAUGAUCAGGUUUUCGACAAUCUGCUGUACAAUUUAAGACACUACGACUUUGCUUUAAAAGCCUUGGUUGGUGAUUCUGAACUCCUUAUUUUUACCUCUGCUCAACUGCCAGAAAAGCAUCAAAGAUUUGAGGGUCAAUUAUAUCUAUGGGGCAUUUUCAAUGGAAGACAAGCUCCUCCUCAACACUCAUCCGAUGAUUGUUUCAUUUAUAAUACCCGAGUGACACAAGCUUCAACCCCAAAGUUAGCUAAUGAUGUUGUCAUUGGGAAGGAUGGAAGUUGCAAUGAAUUCUCCAAUAAGAAAGACCCUUCACCUACCUCAAAAACAGCUAGAAAGGGAAGGCCACUUGAUGAUGCUUGGCAACAUGCUACUCCAGUAGAUGGAAAGAAACAGAGGACAAUUUGCAAGUAUUGUGGAUUUGUCUCUUCCUCUGGAGGCAUUACUUAUCUUAAGACGCAUCUGGGUGGGGGUGAUCCAACGGGUUCGUUAAAGGGUUGUCCAAAUGUGCCACCUGAAGUCAAAAGGGUGAUGACAGAAUGGUUACAAGGAACUAUAAGAGGGGUGAAGGCACCACAGCUAGAGGAUAUCAGGACUGACAUGGAAGCAGCACAUACCUCAAAAAAAUCUGUUAGAAGGGGAAGGCCACUUGAUGCUGCCUGGGAACAUGCUACACCAGUUGAUGCAAAAAGGCAGAGGGCUGUUUGCAAGUAUUGCGGUUUCAUAUCUUCUUCCGGAGGAAUUACACAUCUUAAGGCGCAUUUGGCUGGAGGUGAUCCAAAAGGGCCCUCAAAAGGUUGUCCCAAUGCGCCGCCAGAAGUCAGAAGGGUAAUGGCAGAGUCUCUGAACAGAACAGUGAAAGGGGUGAAGGCCAUGCAGCCAGAGGAGAUCAGGAGAUACAUGAAAGCGGAAAAUGAUUGGUCUCCUCCCAAGUCAGAUGACUAUUCGUUGAAUCAACAUAGAAUUGUCAAGAAUGAGCAGUACUCAAAUUUAGCUAGUGGGGGAAAUCCUGUAAAGGAUAUGACCAUGUCAAAGCAAUCAGAGACAGCAUGUGUUGAUAGUUGUAUGGAGGUUAUAAGUUCUCAUAAUGCUUGUAAGUCGAGCUUUUUAAGCAAACCUACAACUAGAGUAGGUUUUCUUUAACAUAAUGCAUCUGUAGAUUGAGUACUAAGAGCUAGGAAGGAUGACUGCUUAAUCUAACCUGAGAGCAUGCUCCGUCAAUUUAUGACAUGACGAAACAUACACGAGUACAGAUGAUGAAGUUGAUUCUGCUGAUUUAUCAGCAAAAAAGUUGGUUCUUUUGAUGUACAAAUCUGUUAUGAAUCAUAUCUUAACCCAAUACUUGGCAACUUUGUGACAUUGCUAGUGAUUGUAUCUAUGAAUUUGUUGCUAUGCUCCGUCCAUCUUGGAGUGAUUUUGAAAGAUCUAUUAAGCAGGUUGAGUAAGUCCUCCCUAGCAAGGGACACCAUUUGAAAGUUCUGAAGUCUGCUCAUUGCUGAGAAUGCGAAACUGAAAUGGCUUCAUUAGCAUCAUGCGACCCUUACGGAGACUAAAUCAGCAAUGCUUUAGCCGAUGUUACCAAAGUGUUGCGAGGGUAAGAAAUAUAAUCCGAGUAAAGAUGUGAAGGAUGCUUCAAUGUGAGAUUGAGACCUUGGAAGUUGAAUUGAAUUUGACGUUAGCAUACACUCGAGUACUGACCAACAUCAAGGACAAACUUGUGUUAAUAUGCAAAUGCUCCUGCAAAUCAGUUGCCGGUAGACUCUGUAGAUUUUCUGUGUAUAUGUUUCUGUAUUUUUUGAGCUGCUUUGAGAUCACUAGAACUUUUUUCAUAUAGUUUAAAAAUAUUGCCCUUCGUGCAAGUUCGUCUAUUGGAACCUGCGAGCCAGUGUUUCAUUUUGGUCAGGAGUCUUUGUUACUACUCUCUACGACAACAAGAACAACAAACCCCUGGGAGACGUAACAUUCUCUAACCUUGUCUAUUUGGAAAGCACAUCGCCUAUGUACACUUCAUUAA